Messenger RNA from Dothidotthia symphoricarpi CBS 119687, 181 nucleotides. RefSeq lists its product as uncharacterized. The record is from RefSeq and is a predicted model, not a curated record. Lineage: Eukaryota; Fungi; Ascomycota; Dothideomycetes; Pleosporales; Dothidotthiaceae. The transcript has 3 exons. The coding region runs from base 16 to 180 and encodes 54 amino acids.
UCUACCUACGAUGUUAUGACCGGCCAAGCCACCAACAAAUGGUGUGGACAGAAGAUCAACGUCAACUACAACGGUGACCAUCAUGGACACGACGAUAUCGAUCUGUCCCUCGCUGCCUGGAACAAGCUUGGCAUGGUCGAGAAGACACGCAUCCAGGGUACCUGGUCCAAGGUUGCCUAAG